Myxocyprinus asiaticus (Chinese sucker) is the source of this 5377-nucleotide messenger RNA. RefSeq lists its product as uncharacterized. Gene Ontology annotation, molecular function: guanyl-nucleotide exchange factor activity; protein binding. Lineage: Eukaryota; Metazoa; Chordata; Actinopteri; Cypriniformes; Catostomidae. The record is from RefSeq and is a predicted model, not a curated record. Bases 3138 to 4967 code for a protein of 609 amino acids. The transcript has 10 exons.
GGUCAUAAAAUGUGAUCUCAUCUUAAAGUUACAAGUAUAGACAAACACAAUGUGCUUACACCAACAACACACAAACAAUUAUAAUAUUUUAUGUCAUAAUUGAACACAUUCCAUUAAACUUUCACAAUGCUGUGGAAAAAGUAAUUGAACCCUUGGAUUUAAUAACUGGUUGAUCCUCCUUUGGCAGCAAUAACCUCAACCAAGUGUUUCUGGUAGCUGUGGAUUAGACCUGAACAACGUUCAGAAGGAAUUUUGGACCAUUCUUCCUUACAGAACUGCUUCAGCUCAGCCAUAUUCUUAGGAUCUCUGCCUGGUGUAAAUGGCUCUCUUGAGGUCAUUCCACAGCAUCUCUAUUGGGUUAAGAUCUGAGUUCUGACUGGGCCACUUCAAAAGGUGGAUUUUAUAGUUGAUUUAAUUCAAUGUUUAAGGUCAUUGUCCUGCUGCAUCACCCAACUUCUACUGAGCUUCAGCUGGUGCACAGCCACCCUGACAUUAUCUUAUAGGACAUCUUAAACUUGGGAAUUCAUUUUCCCUCAAUGAUGGCAAGCGGUCCAGGCCCCGAAGCAACAAAGCAGCCCCAAAUCAUGAUGCAUCCUCCGCUGUACUUCACCGUUGGGAUGAUGUUUUCAUGUUGGUAUGCGAUGCCCAUUUUAUGCCAUAUGAAGUGUUGCGUGUUUUCCCCAAACUAUUCAACCUUAGUUUCAUCAGUCCACAAAACAUUUUCCCAGUAGCGUUUUGGAGUGUCAAGGUGGUCUUUGCCAAACUUCAGGAGCACAGCAAUGUUUUUGUUGGAAAGCAGAGGCUUCCUUCGUGGAGUCCUGCCAUAUACACCAUGCCUGUUUAAUGUUUUCCAUAUAGUAGACUCAUGAACAGAGAUGUUAACCAGUUUCAAUGAUUCCUUCAAGUCUUUAGAUGUCACUCUAGGGUUCUUUGUUUACCUCACUGAGCAUUCUGCGGUCAUCUUGGCUUGACGGCCACUUCUAGUGUGAGUAGCCACAGUACUAAAUCAUCUCCAUUUACAGACAAUUUGUCUAACUGUGGACAGAUGAAUAUCUAAGCUCUCCAAGAUAAUUUUGUAACCCUUUCCAGCUUUAUGCAAAGCAACAAUUCUUGAUUGUAUGUCUUCUGAGAUCUCUCUCUUUAUUUUUUUUAAAUUUUUUUUGGUGAGGCAUGGUCCACGUCAGCAGAUGCUUCUUGUGAAUAGCAAACUCAAAAUGUUUGAGUGCUUUUUAUAAGUCAAAGUAGCUCUAACCCUCACCUCAUUAACUGGAUGCCAGGUUUGCCAACUUUUGACUCUAAUUAGUAUUUGUUGAUAUCAUUAGCCUAGGGGUUCACUUACUUUUACCACAGAAUGUUUAAUGGGAUAUGUUCAAUAAAGACAUGGAAGAUUAUAAUUGUGUUAUCUUAAGCACAUUGUGUUAUGCUUUGACUUUGAUGAAGAUGAGAUCACAUUUUAUGACCAAAUUAUGCAGAAAACCAGCUAAUUCAAAAGUGUCCACAUAGUUUUUCUUGCCACUUUAACUUAACACAGAUAAGGUCAGCAAGUUUAUCACACAAAAAGUCAUGUUAAUAUGUUUAAUGUUUAUGUCUUGUGGCUAUACUUUUGAAACAGUGAGCGUUUUAAUGUUUAUAAGCUGGUCGAAUUGUAAGUGCCUUACUGUAACUGCGAUUUUUAUUUAUUUUUAAUAAACGAGGGACUAGUCAAAAUUAUUUUUGUGGUAAUCAACAUUAUGCCACAAAUGCUGUGGAUCAGAGUUUGAAUCCGGGACAUUGUGGCUUAAGCAGAGAUGUUUUACACCAUGAUCACAACCUCCGCUAUUUUACCACAGGAGAGAGCGUAACGGUCAUAUAGCGUGUUACGACAGUACUCCACCGUUUGCAGAUACCAAACAAAUUAAUAGGGAGAGCCGUAAACUGACAUCUACCUGUCGCAAAAUUGUCCGUGUCUUCUCUUAUAAAACAGCAAUUUUAUCGUUGUAAACUCCACACAUAGUUCAUUCCAAAAGGAUUGUUUAGUGUAAAACAUGUUUAAGGUUAGCGGACAGACGGUCAAUUCUUUAUGUGAAUAGCUGUUUCUUCACAAAAGAAAUGUAUUCAGCACACUGAAGCAUCUUCUCUGUUAACAUCCAUUCAAACAUGCUCUGGUCACUGUGUUUGCAACUGUGCUGUCCUCCUUCACCUGUAUGCUGUCUAUUUCUCUUACUUUGGGUAUCAGCCCUUGGAAAAAAAGAAAAAAAAAACAUUUGGUAGGCUAUAGUACUAUGCAUUACCUCUUUAAUGCAAACAUCCUUUGAGAUUUGGGACAAUGUUUAUGCUUUUGACCCCACAGAUGAAAGGCUAUGGUCUGUAGAUUUUCAUCAGUCCAUUAAUCAGUUCUUAGAGUUAUCAACCUAAACACAGACUGUGUCAGAAUGUCUGUUGAGAGAAACUGAUGUCACCCUAAAUGCUCAAAUGUUUGUAGUUUCAAAUGAUAAAAGAUCAUCGCUCCACUAGAUAGAGGAUUAACUGUUUAUCUGGGAUUAUAGAAGUGGCCCCUGCUUGGUUCCCUAAUGCAUGCGGGUUAAUAAUUUGAAGCUUAAGACCUUCUAAAAGCACUCUAUUCAUUCUCAGAGAGCUUCAUUUCAGUGUGGAGAAAAGCUGGAUCACAAGUUUGUUGGUGUUUCACGAGCGCUAGAGCACAGCAUGAAUCUACUAUUUGUUUUGAAAAAGCAUGUGCUGAUGUUUGUAUCCAAAUAAAGACUGUUCAGUUGGAGACUACUGGGGAAAACAAUAUGGAUCAGGUAUUUCUACUUAUUUACACUUUUCUGCUAGUUUGUCAGUUUAGUGAUUUAAUACAAACCAUGCUUGACAAUGUACAGUAUGUUAACAUUUUAAAGGGAUAGUUCACCCAAAAAUGAAAAUUCUGUCAUCAUUUACUAGAUAUGGAUAUGGUAUUUUCAAACCAGCAUGACUUUCUUUCUUUCUUUCAUGACACUAAAAGAGAUAUUAAAGCAGAACUUUAUUCACUAUUAACUUUCACUGUUUCUUUUUUUCAUACAAUGAAAGUAAAUGAUGACAGAAUUUACAUUUUUUUGGGUGUACUUUCCCUUUAAUGCAUCUACUGUCUGUUAAUUCAUGUUUUAAAUACAGUUAAUGCAAUGUAUUUGUCCUUACAGGAAGUUUCAGUUGAACAGGAGCAUUUGUUGUCCAUUGUUAGUAAUGCUCAGUGUGGAAGAAUGGAUGAACAGCGCUGCUCUUUAUGUCCAAGAACACCACAAGUUCAUCCCUACAGCCAAGAUCCUGAUGAGUUUUUCCAGCUCCUGGUCAAUAGUCAGAGUCGACGAUUAGAUGACCAACGAGUGACUCUUACUACGCUACCAGGGAUGAAGGCAUUCACCAUCAAAGAUCAGAAAGAGGGAAAUACACUGAAGGCAAACUUUGGUCAGAUUUGCAACAUGGUCGGUAGAGCUAACAGUUUCAGGAGAGGCAUCCCUCCAAAAAUCUCCCUGACCCCUGGGUCACCUGGCUCUACCAGAAGGGCAAGUUUCAGUCCGGCAAGUCCCACUCAGACCAAUUCAGAUGCAUUUAACACGCUCCCAUCUAAAUCAGCCUCUUUCAGCCCAAUAUCAGACAUGGACAGAAUGCAGUAUGAAGGUUUGCAAGUCGAGCAGGACCAGCUUUUGAAUCUAGUUAGUCAAGUACAGCGUGGACGUAUGGACGAACAACGCUGCUCGAUUAAUCCCUUAUCACCUUCUCCCAGAUGCAUAGAUAACAACCAAUUAGAUCAAGAUGCUGAGCAGUUUUUUAAACUUAUUGCGAACACCCAAAAUCGACGGUUAGAUGACCAGCGAGCAACAUUCAACUUGCCAGGAACACAAACAUCUUCUCAUGUUACUGGUCAGGACUCAGAUCAACUCUUCAACAUGAUCUCCAGAUUGCAAGGCUCUCGGAUAGAUGAUCAGUGCUGUUCUGCUCCCCAAAUCCAGCUGGGGUCUCCGGCACCCCCAAGGAAGUCUCACUCUCGACCCGUUUCCCUGACUAAUCCUCCAUCUGAAUCAGUCUCACCCAGUAAAUCAGCAUCAUUCACUCCUGACUCAGAGGUAAAAAACUCUGCUGAUCAGGAUCAGUUAUUUUCCCUGGUGCAUCAUGUACAGCGAGGGCGAAUGGAUGACCAGCGUUGCCCGUUUGAACCCAGCAAAAAGACUUAUUCCUCUCCAAAGAGCCCAAACACUAGACCCACAGUUGACGACCCAGACCAGUUUUUCAAGCUUGUAGCCAACUCUCAAAGCCGACAACUGGAUGACCAGCGUGUGUCACUCAGCUCAUUGCCAGGUUUCCAGCCUUCCAGCUUUGGGACUAUGGGGAAGAAAAAUAAAACAUCAGCCCCGCAGAUCGUCUUGACCCCCGCAUCACCUGCAGUGCCCAAAAAGACUUGUUCCAGACCGGCUUCUCCCACCCUGACAGAACCACCUCUCAGACCUCCCCCCAGAUCAGCCUCAUUCAGCCCAGUGUCGGAUAGGGAGAGAUUACUGUAUGAUGACACGCCCACGCAGAUAACGUUUCAAAUUUCCAUGUCCUUUUCCCAACAGCAGAGAAUAGGAUCAGAUAAUCAACCGUGCCAAUUCCCUAAAGUCUUCCUCACAGUCGGACAAGCAGGAGAGGCUGUUGUAAUUCCUCUCAGCCCCGAACACGGCAGACCGGUUUCUCUGAAUGUGAACCCACCCAGAAAGCAUUGCUCCAGGUCUGCAUCCCCUUGUAGGUCUCCUGCCAGUCAGAGACGCUCAAGACCUUCCUCUCCAAACCCAGAAGAUGCGACGAGUCAAAUCAGCCAAUAUGAGGACUACUUCUCUUUGAUCCAGAAGGUUCACACCGCUCAGCUGCAACAGAGCAAUGGACGAGACAGAGAGACAAGCAAGGAGGCUAGGAAGGGAAAAGGAAAGAGUGGGGGAAGGAAAGAGAAGAAAGAUGGAGAAAAAAGAAAAAAAUAGAGAAAAUAAGAGUCAUGGUCAAUUCAUAUGUCCAUUCACACUGGUUCAGCUGUGGAUGAAUAUCAGUAUUACAAAUCAAGCUAAACAUUUCAGUUUAGAGAUCCCAAAUAUCCCAUUUCCCCCCAAAAAUGUUUGUUUAGCAUUUCAAAAUAAGCAUUGGAAAACAAGCUCUCUUAUAAAUGCUGCGUAAUACAUUCUUAAGCACUGUUUUUUUCCACAGCUCAGGGUUUGUGUAAAAUGAUUGACUGUAAUGUAUUUUGUGUGUCAGUGUAUGUAUCAUAUGAAGAUACAAAAUAUGUAUAGUAUUUAUUUAGACAAAUCUGUUGUGAUGGAUGAUCAAUUAGGCCUGUACUGUCUUUGUUGUGUUUUGACAAUGGCUUGUGAAUGAUAAAUAAAUAAAACAAGACUAG